UUACUUGAUGCUACUCUACUGUGCUGCAUAACAGGUAGAGUUGUUAAAUUCAGAUGCAGAAUUAAGACUGCUAGAGGUCUUCUGCCACAAAAUUUAGAAGGUAUUGGUUUCAAUCCUUUGACAUUUGCUUUAUUUUAUACUUCUUAACUAGGUCCUUUUAUAUUGUUGCCAGAAAUAUUUGCCUCUGGAAAAGUCCUAGUCGUUAUGACAUAAGCUCAGAAACUGUUGAAGUCGACAAAUAAUAUAAAUAGUUUACUGAUAUAUUUGUUUGUAGGCAUCGUCUUUGUCUGCAUUAAAUUUUCCUUUUGUUUUAAUGAUCUUUUAUGCAGAUAUUUCCAACAAGUGAGAAGAUAGAUAACAUAAAUGACCAGUACUGGACAUUACGGGCCGAAGAGAUUCCUGAAGAAGAGAAAAAUCUAGGCCCGAAUGAUCGUUUGAUUCAUGUGUAUCACUUCACUAAAGAGACUGCACAAAACCAAAUGCAAAUUCAGAAUUUUGGGGAACCUUUUCUCUUGGUUAUCUAUGAGGGUGAGACUUUAGCUCAGGUAAAUGUGCGAAUACUGAAGAAAUUGCAGGUCCCAGAUGAAGAGUUUGCGAAGUGGAAAUUUGCAUUCCUCUCACUUGGCCGCCCUGCGUACCUCGAGGACUCAGAUAUACUGUCCAACCGUUUCCAGCGAAGGGAUGUUUAUGGUGCUUGGGAGCAGUAUCUCGGCUUGGAACAUCCUGACAAUGCCCCUAAAAGGACUCAUGCAUCAUAUCAGGUAAUCUCAAUGUUCGGUUCUUAGACAUGGGCAUACUCU
This is a messenger RNA of Lycium barbarum (goji berry), 800 nucleotides long. RefSeq names its product ubiquitin C-terminal hydrolase 13-like. The record is from RefSeq and is a predicted model, not a curated record. Bases 324 to 785 code for a protein of 153 amino acids. NCBI's taxonomy places the organism in Eukaryota, Viridiplantae, Streptophyta, Magnoliopsida, Solanales, Solanaceae. The transcript has 5 exons.